GAAACCGACGCCGCUCGGCCGCAGCCUCGCCCGGCCCGGAGGGGGAGCUCGGCGGGGGAGGGAGGGAUUUGCAGGCCGACCGACCGACGGGCAGAGGCUCCCUCCGUCCGAACCCGGAAGCGCGCCUCGGGCCGUGGGCGGGGAGGUCGGACGGUGGCCGGCCGUGGCCAAACUUGCCCGCCAUGCGCGGCUUCGCCCUGGAGCAGCAGAAGCGCCUGGCCGCCAACCUGGUCCGCGUCCUCGCGCUCUACCGGCCGUUGACCGACGCCUACGUCAUCGAGUUCUUCAGCGACGACCUCUGGGGGCGCCUCCCCCGCGGCUGGCAGGCGGCGCUGGGCGAGCUCUCCCCGCCGGAGGUGGCGGCGCUGCUGCUGCGGAGGGGCCGCCCGGGCGAGCUGUGGCCGCUCUCGCUGCUGGCCUUCCGCGCCGCCGCCCACGCCCUGCCCUUCCCCCGCCGCCCCGCCGCCGCCCGCGAGCCCCCGCUGCCGCCCCGCUUCCGCAGGCACCUGCGGCCCAAGAAGCAGCACGAGGUCCGGCGGCUGGCGCAGGUGCUGAAGCGGCUGAGCGAGCUGACCGGGUGCCGCCGGGUGGUGGACGUGGGCGCCGGGCAGGGCCACCUCGCCCGCUUCCUGGCCUUCGGGCUGCGGCUCUCGGUCACGGCCGUGGAGGGAGACGCCCGGCUGGUGGCUCAGGCUGCCAAGUUUGACCGGGCGCUGGCUCUGGAGCUGGAGAAAGAGCAGGCCAGGCGGCAGGCUCCAGACACCCCCCGUGUCCAGGGGCCGAGCCACGUGGUGGGCUGGGUCAGUCCGGGCGCUCCGUGGCCGGAGUUCGUGGAGCUGCUACGCUCGGGGAAGGCUGCAGGAGAUGGGAGUUCAGCCUCUGGCCGCCCACCCGCCGAGCCUUGUGAGCCGAGGGAAACUGAGGCUAGAAAGGGAGGUGCAGACCGUGGGGGGGAUGGGCCAGAGUCCCUGGAGCAGAACCCAUCAACUCACCUGCAAGCACAGGAACCCCAGGGGGCGCUUUUGCUCACUGGCCUGCAUGCCUGUGGGGACCUCAGUGCGACCCUCCUCCGGCUCUUUGUGGCCUGUCCUGACAUUGUGGGCAUCACUUCGGUGUCCUGCUGCUACAUGAAGCUGAGCACCGGAGAGGACGCCCAGCCCGGCUACCCCCUGAGCGACUGGGUGGCUGGUCUGCCCGGCCACCGGCUCUCCUACAAGGCCCGGGAAGGGGCCUGCCAUGCCAUGGAGGACUACAUUCUGCGGCUGGAGCACGACAGUCCUUCGCUGAAGACGCACUGCUACCGGGCCAGGCUGGAGACCCUGAUCCGGGCCAUCGAUCCCACCAAGAAACGCCUUGCGGUACAGGCCAUUCCCAAGACCCACAAGAUGACUUUUGAGCAGUAUGCUCGCCGGGGACUGGAGCGUGUUGGGAUGAGCCCCAGUGGGCCCCUGGAGCCAGCGUCUCCGGCUCAGCAGCGGCGGGUGGUGGUCUUCUUCAGCCUUGCUCUCCUGCUGGCCCCCUUGGUGGAGACCCUUAUUCUCCUUGAUCGGAUGAUUUACCUGCAGGAGCAAGGUUUCCCCUGCGAGCUCGUCCCUCUCUUCAACCCAGCGCUCUCCGCCAGGAACCUGGUGCUGGUGGCUGCCAAGAAGGUGCCGCCCUCCGACCUCUGGGGCCUGGCCGCAGGAGACUGAGGAGGCUCCUGCCCUAGAUGGGCCUUUUCGGUGUCUGAUGCAGAAGCAGCAAAAGGACUUGGCCUUAUCAUCCCCCGGAGUGUCCCGUUACACCCCAGCCGAGCAAGCCCAUGGACCUUUUGGAGGAGGAUGAGGGAGCAGGCCAUAAUGUUUGUGUCUCUCCCGUCUGUUGUGCAUUUGUAAUGACAGUACACUUGUUUUUCUAUUAAGGGAUAUUUAUUGUUGGUUUUUGAUAAAAGAGGGCCCGUGAA
Molecule: messenger RNA, 1942 nt
Organism: Pantherophis guttatus
Lineage: Eukaryota; Metazoa; Chordata; Lepidosauria; Squamata; Colubridae
Gene: METTL25B
Product: methyltransferase like 25B
Source: RefSeq, a predicted model, not a curated record